Molecule: messenger RNA, 1581 nt
Organism: Venustampulla echinocandica
Lineage: Eukaryota; Fungi; Ascomycota; Leotiomycetes; Helotiales; Pleuroascaceae
Exons: 9
Coding region: 1-1581 (526 amino acids)
Source: RefSeq, a predicted model, not a curated record
AUGAACUCUACAAAUGGAGACAAGACAAUGGCCCUGGAGCAUCGCUCACUGGGGCUCAUUCGGGGGGCACUUUCCGAUGAUAUUAAAACUGUCCAGUAUCGCAAUAUAAAAUAUGCCGAUAUUCCAGAUCGCUGGCAGAAACCACGGAUCGCCCGUUCGAAACUCAGCCCCGUUGAAUAUGACGGCACCGUGCAUGGCCCAAUCUGCCCGCAACCUGCUGGUGGUUGGGAUUAUGAUAUGAAGUUAUAUGGGGAUGUGAAGCUGCCUUAUGAACCCUCCUAUUCAUCUGAAUAUGAAUGCCUUAAUGCCGUCGUCACUACCCCGAGCACCGCGUCUCGCACUUCCGCUCUACCAGUAAUGAUAUGGGUACACGGAGGUGGUUUUGCUAUAGGUAGUUCGUCGUGGCCACAAUAUGAUUUGCAGAAGUUCGUCUCGCGUUCCGUCGACAUUGGCCAUCCGAUUAUUGGUAUCUCCUUUAAUUAUCGACUCGGCAUUCUAGGCUUUUUCGCCUCUGAUGAGCUAGGCACUGAGGGAAAUCUUGGUUUCUUGGAUCAAGCCUGCGCAUUUGAAUGGGUUAAGCUCCAUAUCGAAGAGUUCGGUGGCGAUCCAGCAAACAUCACUGUUGUGGGAGAAUCUGCAGGCGCCACGUCAAAACAGCCAGCCUUUGAUAGGGCUAUAGUCAUGAGUGGUGAUGCCAGCUUGCGAAACCCCCGGACGCCUGCCAAGCAGCACGAAUUAUACUGGCAAAAUGUGCAAGCGUUAGGGUUAGCUGAACUGAGCGUGACUGAUCGAAUUCAUAAGAUGAGGGUAACACCAAUAGAAGAUCUGCUAGCAAAACUUCCAUUCGCACAGUACUUCACUGCCACCACCGGAGGAGAAUUUCUACCUGAGAAAGUUGAUCUUCUAAGGCUAUCCGACGAGUCCAGCAGAUACGGCAAACCAAGCUGGUGCACUGAAGUAGUGUUCGGCAGCACUUUACAUGACGCUUCUCUUUUCAAAGAUCGUAUACAACGGCAUCCAGCUUUACUCGACACCGUCCUCAGAGCCAUCGACCAAACGAUACCGGAAGGGGAUAGAGAUAGUGUAAAGGAUGCGUAUCAUCUCCAACAAAACACGAGCAAUUCAACUUUGGUUGACAGUAUUGUCCAACUUAUCUCAGAUAUUGGGUUUUAUCUGCCUACCAAGGAGCUUGCGCAGGCGUAUGAAACUGGAGGCAGUACAUCUUGUCAUACAUAUCACUUUAAUCAGUUAAACCCUUUCCCGGGAAAGUAUACAGGUACCGCAUCCCACGAGCUCGAUGUAGCUUACUUGCUGCAAAACUUCAACGGAGUCUUCUCAACAAUGGACGCAGAUUUCGCUAAGGCUGUAGCUGAUAUUUGGAUACGGUUUAUAAAUGGAUUGGGUUGGCCGAGUGGCAAUAGCAAGGUCGAUACCCUUGUUUUAGGCCCAGAAGGCUCCUUGGAAGUGGAACUAGUCGAAAAUUACGAUAAGAAUCACUACGGAGUCGCAGGUUGGCCAUUUAAAGGCGUUCAGUGGGAAGCCUGUUUAAGGCUUAGAGAGGCUAUACUACUAGGUGUAUAG